GAUUCGCAUUACGAGCACUAAUGGUGAUUCACUAACAUCAGUCAUGAGUUAAUGCCCGUAACCAUGACCACUACGCGUUAACCUAAUACUGCACAAGAUCUUCAAGCGAUUUUGAAGACCUUGUUCCUCGCACCUUCUCAUGCGCCAAUGUAGUACAGUCUGUACCCAUCGCUCGCAGUCAAACCAUAAAUCAGCAGGCGGAUCUUUUUGUACCGAGACCGCUCAAAUCGAGUCAUUCGCUCAUUCACCGCUUGACGCACGCAACAAGUUUCUUCAGACCAUGUCGACCGAGGGCUUUCCCAUCGAAGGACUCAGGGGCAGUCCUCUCAGUACCAAGACGCUCACAGACAUGGGCUCUCGCUGUCGCCGCAUGCCUGAGAACGAGCUUUUAUGCCGCCAGGUUUUGGAACGUCUCCAGUUCCUGCACGACUCCGUGGCACCUCUGGACGUCGAAGACCAGCCCAAAGUCAAGUACACGGGCGUCGUCGUGCGAUUCGUUAAGUUGAUGCGUCGUAAGCCACUGCUGCAGCGUCUGGCGAGCAGCGAGACGCUGGUUAUGACCAUCCACGAGCUGCAGCUCAAGCUCAGCGACGUGGGCCAAGCCAUGGGCCUUGCAGACAAACCCGAAAUGACCAAGUGGGAGGCGCAAUGGGACGCAGACCGUGCUGAACAAUACGGCAAACUAACCAAGUUGGUAACCGGUGCGUCGGAACGGAUGCUCGUGAACGAGUUCAGGGGUGACAAGAAGGUGAAAGAGGCACUCAUGAACCUCCACAGUGGCAUCAAUUGCAAGGGUCAGUCACCUGAGAUGGUUGAACUUAAGGAAACGACAUUCAAUCGCGUGUCGACCUAUCUAAAUCAAACGGGGUUGCGGAUGUUCGAGUGGUUUAUCCCGAUCGACGAUGUCGAGUACGAAGAUGAAGCCAUUGGAGACCGAGGCACCUUCGGAGAUGUGAGUCGAGGCACGUGGCUUCAUGAUGGCAAACGCACUGAAGUGGUGGUUAAACGGUUGUUCCCCGAGACGUCAAGUGACUCGGACGACGCGUUCCUUAGUCAAUUGACCCUAUGGGGCGGUCUCCCAGAUAACGAGCAUAUUCUGAAGCUCUACGGUGGGUCACACGUUAGCAACCCACAGUUUUACGUGUGCGAGAACGCUCACUAUGGCAAUCUCGCAGACUUUUUGGAUGACGGAGAACACAGUGUGCGCUUUUGGCGGCUGUUUAAGCAAGUCGCUCUGGGUCUCAAGUUCCUACACGAUAGGAAUACCGUUCAUGGCGGCCUGAAGUGCAACAAUAUCCUGGUCGGAGCGAACUACACCGCUAAACUCGCUGACUUUGGCUUCAGUACGGUGCGCACAUUGUCAGCGGGUUUGAGUGGAAAUGCCGACAGGGCAAAUGCCAGGUCGGUGCGCUGGAAACCGAAGGAAGUGCUGGAGGAGACUGGGAUGGAUGAGCCACGCUUCAAGUCCGAUGUCUACUCUCUCGCAAUGUGCAUGAUUGAGGCAAAAACCCACGAAGCUCCGUUUGGAAUGGAUGAUGAUGCGGAGGUCAUGGACAUGAUCAUGAGAGGAGAGAGGCACCCUUGUCCAGACGACAUGUCGGAAACUAGUACAGAAUGGGCUUUUAUCAGCCGACUUUGCGACCCAGACAUUGAGAAGCGACCGUCGCUCGACGAGGUGUUGAAGGAGAUUAGCGUAUUUGCUGAUGCAGAAGAAAAGCAGCACCCAUAGCACAGUUGGCUUGAAAAAAGUAGCAGUUUGGCAAAGUAGAUCGUCUGCGACUUACGCUGGGAAUACCUGUUUGCUUAUUUUGUUACUGUAUUUUUGUGCAAUCCGGAAAAGGUUGUUCUGCGAUUUAGCAACAGGAGAGCAUACAGUAAUUCACAAUUGCUCGCAGAGGUUGAAAAAAAUAUCAAUAGAAUUACUAUUGUAUAUUUCGUACUAGUAC
Messenger RNA from Phytophthora nicotianae INRA-310, 1946 nucleotides. Its product is annotated as serine/threonine protein kinase. Gene Ontology annotation, molecular function: ATP binding; protein tyrosine kinase activity. The transcript has a single exon. NCBI's taxonomy places the organism in Eukaryota, Oomycota, Peronosporomycetes, Peronosporales, Peronosporaceae. The record is from RefSeq and is a predicted model, not a curated record. Gene Ontology annotation, biological process: protein phosphorylation. The coding region runs from base 140 to 1729 and encodes 529 amino acids.